Messenger RNA from Xenopus laevis (African clawed frog), 2954 nucleotides. RefSeq names its product kelch-like protein 23. The record is from RefSeq and is a predicted model, not a curated record. The transcript is spliced from 4 exons. NCBI's taxonomy places the organism in Eukaryota, Metazoa, Chordata, Amphibia, Anura, Pipidae. The coding region runs from base 978 to 2585 and encodes 535 amino acids.
AUCUUGUGGGGGGGGGUUCUUGGCCACCAGUGAAACUUUUUUCAAGUUCUAUGGGGGGCCCUGGCCGCCAGUGAAGCUUUUUCUAAGUUUUAUGGUGGGUAUGGUGGGUCCCCUUUUAACUUUUAAGGGGGGGGCCUGGCCACCAAUUGAUUUUUUUAACUGAUCACCCAUUACAUUGACCAAACAUUUAUUUAAUGUUUAUGGAGGACCCUGACCACCAAUUUUAGGGGGAACCUUGGCUACCAAUGGGUUUUAGCAUUCAUGUUUUAGUUUGGUUUUACUUUUACUUUGGUUUACAUUUUUUACUGUGGUUUGAGGAGUCUGGGACAGGGUUGGUGGUGUAGGGGGGGCCCAAGAAAAUGUUGUCAUAUUGGGCCCCAGAAAAUGUUGUCAUAUUGGGAGCCAUGUUUUCUGAUAAGGGCCCUACCUAAGGGAGGUGGGGGUGUGGAUGAGGUAAGGAGGCCAUAUACAAGUUUUGCACUUGGGCUUGUUGGCCUCUAGUUAGGCAGUUGCAAUCAGUAAUCUCACAACAAAUUAAUGUAGCGCUGCUACAUUUAAAUGAAUAUUUGUGCUAAAUUUCAAUCUUGUGUGGCACAUACAGCUUUAUAGUAUUUUAAUGCUGUAAUCCAGAUUUCCUCUUCAGCACCUAAAGUCUGUUUACAGCUUCAGCAAGGGAAAUCCCUGUUACUGAAUGAAGGACAAGCACAGAGGUUAAAAAAAAAACGUAGACAGCUAUUUUUGGAACAGCUGAGUAUUCAGAAUGCAAACCAAACUCCACAAGGACUGCAUUAUAAAUUGAGCGCCACAACAGCAGAAUUAACUUGUAAUGUUAACAUUCAGAAAGUUUUUAGCUGCUUCUUAAGGCAGAACUGGAAGUAAAUGAUGGCAAAGAAAAUUAAGGACCGCAUGCAUUGAUUUUACGCCAUGAAUAUCCAAUUGGGUAAAGAUUUGCUGAAAGAUUUUUGAUAUCAACACCUAUGGAUCCAUUGAAUGACACUGUUCUUGAGGUUGGAAAUCAGCUGUUCAAUGUGAACAGGUCUCUCCUAGCUUCCCAAAGUAGAUUUUUUGAUGUCUUGUUUUAUGGUGGAUUCAAGGAAAGUACUCACCGUAAAAUUCAUCUUGAAGGGGUAAAUGAAUGGUGCUUCCAGGCCCUGCUUGAUUUUAUGAACAAUGGAACAAUCAAAAUGAAUAUAAUUAAUGUUACAGCUCUUCUAGAAACAGCAGAUUUUUUGGACUUGCAAAAGGCUAAGAUGAGAUGUGCUGGCUUUUUAGCUAAUGAAUUACGGGUGUCAAACUGUCUGGGAAUGAUGACCUAUUCUCAACAGUAUAACUGUUCUGAACUGUAUUCUUCUGCUUUAAAUGUGGCCCUUACCCACUUCUCAGAGUUGUAUAACAAUGCAGAGGAAUUUAUUCAACUUGACAAGGAAAGUCUUUUUAAACUUUUGCAAAAUAGUGAUUUAUAUGUUCCUGCUGAAGACACUGUUUUUGAUGCCGUCAUGAAAUGGGUCAUGGAAGACCCAGUUAGAGAAAAGGACUUUGAAGAUCUAAUAGCACAAGUGAGACUUUGUUUUCUUAGUCUCACCUUUCUUGAUAUCUUAGUAAAAAGAAGUCAAAGGGGAGGACUGCAGGAUACAUAUAGUAGACUUCUGAAAAACUUGAAUGCCAAACCCCCCAAGACAUGGACUACCAUAGAUGAAACUAUGUCUACCAGCAGAAAAUUUGAUACAUUAUAUGUCUUAGGAGGAAAGCAUGAAAAAGAUCAACAAGAUUUAUUUAUGUUUUUGCCUAAAACAUCCACAUGGAGAGCCUGUACACCACUUCAACGUAAAAAUCUUACCCAGUAUGCAGUGACAACAGUAGGCAACCUUUUAAUAGUGACUGGAGGUUACUUCCGUGGGGACUUUGUGUGGUACAGUAUAGACUGGGUACUUAUUUAUGACUCUUCCCAAAACUCUUGGACUGAUGGGCCACCAAUGAAGAUGUCCAGGAACUGCCAUUGUGCUGUGGCAGUUGGCUUUCACUUGUAUGCACUAGGAGGGAGUACUGACGAAGGAGUGACUGCAGAUGUGGAAAUGUUGGACCUUGCAGUGCUGAAGUGGGAGAGUCGGCACCCACUUCUUAGACCUGUUGAAAGAGCAGCAGCUUCUAGCAGUGGUACUAAAGUCUAUGUCAUCUGUGGUCGAGAUGAAAAUGGAGAUGUGUACAGUGGAAUCCAACAACUAAAUACUGAGACUAAUGAGUGGGAUGUGAUUUCUUAUUCUCCACUGCCAAGAUAUGAUUUAUGUGCUGCAAUUCUUAAUGAAAUCUUAUAUACAAUUGGUGGACAGACACUUCGAUUUGACCUUGCGACUAAGGAAUGGUUGGUGCUCAGUGAAGAAUGUCUGAACCGCAAGUUUUUUAUGGGAUGUUGCACGGUUAAUGGGCGAAUCUUCUUACUUGGACAGAGAAGAGCAAGUGUAACUCAUGAUAUCCCAAGCUUUGUGUUGUUUGACCCAUACAUGGAUAUGUGCAGAGUGGAAGAUGCCAACAUUCCCUGCCCUUUGCCUAUCAGAGGCUGUGUUACAAUAAGACGUUAUGAUGUUUGAUCAUGAGAAAUUAUGUUUUCAUCAAAGCAUGUGAAACAUGUGUUUACUGUAACUGAAAUAACACAAGUAAGUAAAUACACCUGUAUAUAGAGGUGGCAAUACAAAUGGUUCCUAUUUCACUUCUAUAUACAGUAUUACUGAAUAUCAGCUUAACUUCAACACUAUAUCUCUAUAUCUACGGCUAUACAAUAUAGCAAUAUGUGGCUUUCACAACAGUGCUAAUGGGCUUGUUUUUACCACAUCUUGCAUAGUAAGUGAUCAGUAAAUGAGUCUUAAGUGGUAAGCAGUCUUUCUUUAUAUAGUAUGUAGAUAGAUAGUAUUGGAUGACAGGUUGUUCUGCUGGUAAUAAAAAUCCAAUAUUACACACCA